Messenger RNA from Paramecium octaurelia, 111 nucleotides. The record is from the annotation of a GenBank genome assembly. Lineage: Eukaryota; Ciliophora; Oligohymenophorea; Peniculida; Parameciidae.
AUGUUUUUUUAUCUUUAUGACUUCUUUAAGGAGGCUAACGAAAAUCUCAGAUAACAAAUAGUUGAGUUGACUUUAAAUUAGAAUUAAAAGAUAAAGAUAUUGAAUAAUUGA